AUGAGGAAGUUAAAGUACAAAUUAUUACUUGCACCGAUGGUUGUUAUUUUGGUAGCUGGUGUUUUUGUAGUUUAUUUAAUAGUUAACAAAAAGAAUUCUAAUUCUAUUACAUUAAAUAACCUGUCUCUUAACGACACCAUUAUAGACAAACUUGAUACGAAUGACGCUUACAAAACAUAUGAAUCCAAAAUACUUUUAGAGAGCAACAAACUCUCCAAAGAAAAUUUCGUGCUAAUGUUAAAAGUUUUUUAUUUUGCUACGAAAAUUGGCAAAGAUGAUAUUAAUAAAGUUGCGCAAAGAAUUGUGAGAAAAUUUUAUUUAAUAAGUUAUGAAAAUAAAAUAAUAAAUGAAACUAAAUAUAAUAAAAUCUUGAAAUAUUAUGAAAGCAGAAUUCCUUCAAGUAUUGAAAAGGAUAUAAAUUUUCUGGUAAAAAUUUUUCAAAGCAACAAAAUAGAUAAAGUUGCUGGGUUUGAUGUAUUUAUGAAAUUUUUGGAAUUUGAUAUAACAAAACUUUAUGAAAUUGAUCAAAUAAUGCAUACAGACAAUGGUACGAUUGCUAUUUCACCGUUUUUGAAAGAAGAGUUUAUAGCUUACGCUGAUAAAUAUUUAGAAAAAGACUUAAAAGAACAAAUGUUUGAGAAGCAUAUAGUUCAAAAUCCAAUUCCAUAUUCAAGUUUUGAAGCUGUAUUUCUCAAAUGGUUUUUUGGGAAAAAAACUACAAAGGAAACUUUAUAUACAGGAGACUAG
Molecule: messenger RNA, 747 nt
Organism: Vairimorpha ceranae
Lineage: Eukaryota; Fungi; Microsporidia; Nosematidae
Exons: 1
Coding region: 1-747 (248 amino acids)
Source: RefSeq, a predicted model, not a curated record